Molecule: messenger RNA, 6852 nt
Organism: Galendromus occidentalis (western predatory mite)
Lineage: Eukaryota; Metazoa; Arthropoda; Arachnida; Mesostigmata; Phytoseiidae
Gene: Ziz
Product: dedicator of cytokinesis protein Ziz
Exons: 21
Coding region: 1-6528 (2175 amino acids)
Biological process (GO): positive regulation of GTPase activity; small GTPase-mediated signal transduction
Molecular function (GO): guanyl-nucleotide exchange factor activity
Source: RefSeq, a predicted model, not a curated record
AUGACCGAAAGGAAGUUCUCUCGAAGCCUAGCGAAACCGGGCAGCGCGGCGCAGGCUCGGGAAACUGUACGGGAGGCCGUCCGUGAAAGGACGUGUGCGAUUCGUCCCCAUCUUAGUGAGCCUUUGGACUAUGAGAGUUUCGUCACGGAAAACCGGACAAUUCUGCAGAAUGAUCCUCACCGGGAAAUGCUACUUUUCCCGCCGGACGACAUCGCGCGAUCCAUCAUUCCACGCACCAUCAGAACAACAAUGCCGACCGUUCCCCAGAUUAUCAACUCCCUCCAAGAGGGGAAAACCGCCGAGAAGUUACCCCUAUUCGUGCGGCAAUGCCUCCAAACUUAUUCGUCGGAUUGGAUCAGAGUCAUUUUCAAAUACAGCAAAUAUGGAGCGACGUACAAAGAGCUCGUCGAAAGACCGGCAGAUCUGCAGGAGCACAUUUACGAGGUCGACGCCGAAACUGAUAUCCGAGAUGCGAAUUCGCGCUCGGAGGAAAGCUGUGUUGUCAGAGAAGGCUGGAUCUUGAAAGGACCAGAGCUCGGGAGUGAUUCACUUUUGGCUUUAGCGACCAAAUCGUUCAAGAAACGCUUCAUGGUACUCAAGCGAGGAGUUGACGGAGUACACAUUCUAGAAUUCUAUAAAGAUGAGAGGAAAACGGAUUGCAAGGGAACGCUCUCCAUGGAAGAUUGUACAGGGGUUAGAGAUAAUGUUCGUAAACCAAAUAAAUACUGCUUCGAGUUGGAAGGGAAGGAGAGUAAACUCUGCGUCCUAGCUGCGGACUCAGCUCUAGACCAAGACGGUUGGAUAGGUUUGAUGAGAGCAAUCAUCAAGUCUUCCAGACACUUGAAUGAGGCCAAGAAAAGUAACGGUACGGUGACGUCGCCCGAAGAGACGCUGCCUGUCUCUUUGAACGGCACACCGAACGGUAACUCUCUGAAGUCCCUUGAACACUCGAAAAAUCCUGAUCUUGUGAAGUAUGCCCGCGAGACAGAAUACACAAUUGCUCAUGCCCGGAAACAGAAUCGACAGAAUAUUUUUGCGAUUUAUCCCGAUCUCGCCCUAACGGAAAGUGCUCACCAAAUAAGCGAAUACGACAAAGUCGCCAAACCAUUCGAGGAACAGAAAGACAUUCGCCUAUUUAUUCGAUGCGAAGGGAUCCAUUUCGACCUCCAAGCGCCCAUGGAGGAUUCUGGGCAUCUCUGUCAGGUUGAGCCGUACAUCACGACCAUGGCGAUCUACGAUAUUCGGCGGAUGCGGAAAGUAUCCGAAGAUUUCCGUUUCGACGUGAACAAUCCGUACAUCAGGAACAUGCUGCCGAUAAGCAGAAAGAACAGUACUUCGUCGUCGAAUAACAACGCCGAGGACGACCCUACGGUAUCGACCUUCAAGGAGCUGGGGGAAGAAUGGCUCGCGUUCCCGAAGCAAGCGAUCUUCAGCGUUCAACACAAGGAGCCUGAACUCUUCCUCGUACUACGAAUCGAGAAAGUCCUCCAGGGCAGUAUCAACCACGCCACUGAGAGUUAUCUCCGCGGAACGGCCGACACCGAAGGCAAACAAGGCAGCAAAUUGCAGAAACAAGUUCGACAAUGCUGUCAACAUCUAGGUCACUAUCGGAUGCCAUUCGCGUGGUCUUGUAGACCGAUCUGCAAGAAAUUCAACGGCGAGGUGGAUUUCGAGGCCGAGUUUAGACCCAUCUACCGACAAGAAUCGUCGAAGUUGUCGGAUGAGGAUCUGCUGAAGAUGCUCACCGACUUGAAAAAACCCGAGAAAGUCAAACACAUGACCGUCAUUCCGGGCCGGGUGAGGAGUUCGAUCAGGAUCGUGAAGUCCGACGAGCAAAUCGUCAACUCGUUGACCCCGGCUCUCAUCCCGGUCAAGCCCUUCCCAAUACCGCCGAGGGAAGAACCCACUCUCGAGGUGCAGCAGUUCCCCACGGAUGCGCCCUCGGACGCCCAUCCAUUCUGCACGUAUCUGAACCACUUGUAUGUGUAUCCGAAAUGUCUGAAGUACGAUGGGCAGAAGUAUUUCCCAAAAGCGAGGAAUUUAUCUUGCUGUGUCGAGCUACGGGAUAGCGACGCGGAUAACGCGGAGCCGCUCCGUUGCAUCUUCGGCCGUCCUGGGGAAUCACUGUUCACCUCGAGAUCGUAUUCUGCGGUCACUCACCACAAUCAGAAUCCCGAUUUCUACGAAGAAGUCAAAAUUGCCUUACCGUUGCUCAUCCAUGACAAGCAUCAUCUUCUCUUUACGUUUUACCAUGUCAGCUGUGAUACGUCGAAGGCGGGACGACGAGCGAAAGGUGAAAACCCUGCCGUGGAAACCAUUGUCGGCUACGCUUGGCUGCCUUUGCUCGUCAAGGAUCGGAUGAACGUCUCGUCCGCUGAGCACAAUCUGAUGGUCUCAGCCAAUCUGCCGGGAGGGUACCUAUCCUGCAAGCCUUUGGGUUUAGGAAAGGGACUGGCAGGACCGGAAAUCAAACCGGUCGACAAUGGGAAGGAGAUUUUCAAAUUGCAGCUCAGAAUGGUCAGCACUGUCCAAGCAAAGGACCAAUUCCUGCACAGCUUCUUCGUCCAAUGCAACAAAGUCUUAGAAAAAGAGAGGGGAAUCUCUCUAGAUGUCAAUGAAGAACAGGCUUACGCGGAUUCCAACCUUGGGAGAGAAAUAACUAAAUUGAUCAAGGCUCUACAUGCUGUUGAAGGACACACACUGGUAUGCUUUUUACCGACCAUCAUCAACCAGCUCUUCCGGAUGCUGGUGUCAAUCAAAAAUGAGGAUGUGGCCCUCAAUAUCGUGAGAGUUCUCAUCCACGUGGUGACUGUGGUUUCCGAAGCUAGCCCUGUUGAAGUGCUGCAUUCCUACGUGCAGUACGCGUUCACAAUUGAUUCCGAGACGACAAGGACGACGGUACAAACGCUUCACCAAGAAUUAUGUCUCGCCUUGUGCAAACUCUUCGCCCAAGCUGACCAAGAUUUUCUGGUCAUCACUAAGUUCCUGGAGCAUUCUUGGUUCUUCCUCCAAAUCAUGGCGAAGUCCAUGGCUUUGUUCCUGCUUAGAACCGAACGCAUUAAGAUGCAACGGCAGGAGAGAUUCCCAAAGACGUUUGAAGAGCAAGUCCUCAAGUUGGUGCAAGCCAUGGCGGUACAGAUCUUCAAGAAGUUCCACGAGGGCAAAGAUAAAGGAAAAGACAAAAAAGAUUGCAAGGAGAAGGAGAAAAUCCUGGGCAUAGCACAAGCCGCGAAUCGAGCGCUCGCGCAUCUUCUCAAACGGAGUCUCUCUCUGAUGAAUCGAGGCUUCUCGUUCCGGCUUAUAUCGCUCUAUCUCGAUCGGUUCUCACCUCAGGACGACACGGAUUUGCAAAAGCUCAAAUUCGAGUUUCUCGAGAUCAUCUGUUCCCACGAGCAUUUCGUCGCUCUCAAUCUGCCAUCACUGCGCGGCUUCUUUACUAGAGGAUACUCUAAAAACUCGAAAGAUUUCGAAAGCGAGUACAACUUGACCACGGAGUUCUGUCAGGCUCAUUAUCUGGUCGGAGUCUUGCUCAUCGAGCUCCGGGCGGCGCUUUCCGAAAUAUCCACCCUGCGCAAGAUCGCUAUUCGCGUUCUCUGCAACGUGCUAGCGAAACAUGCUUUCGACGACAGAUACCAAGGAUCGUCUCAGCAAAUGCGCAUCGCUUCCCUUUAUUUGCCAGUCAUUUCAUUGCUGCUGGAAAACAUAAAUCGUCUACACACCUAUCAGAACCACGAAGCUCCGGAACCCCCUCCGACAGCAAGCUCAAUCCUCACCUCGAUCACGACCAUGGACUCAAUAUCGCUCUCAUCCUGUUCCAAUGCUUCAAGGAGGACUUCGCAGAACCUCGAAUCGUGCGCGUCGUCGACGGUAACUUUGGCGGCGAGCGAAAACGGUUCGCCGGAACAUUCGAAGCGGAACACUUUAGUACUCAGCGCGCAAGACCGGGUGAAUUUGCGAGACCCGAACUACUUGUCGAUCAUCGCAGGACAAACGUCUUCACUUCCACCGUUGUCGAAUGGACUGUCGGCGAUGUCGAGUGGUUCGCAGACGUCUCUCGAGAGCUCUGCGUCAACACAAACCACUUCAGAAUCAAAUACUCUCAGAGGGAGCAUCAGUCCCGUGCACUCGCACCAUGGAGGACAUAUUCGCAGUCCGUCCAUGCCCCUCGGUGGCCUUCUUGGGGUCAUGCGAUACGACAAGUUUGAACCUCAGGAAGUGAAAGAUCUCUUGGUGUCGUUCCUCUACGUCGUGAAACACCUACACGAAGAAGUUCUCAUCGGUUGGUGGCAAUCCAGCUCCGACGUUGAUCUCCUGGACUUCUUCCAUCUAUUCGAGCUCUGUUUGCAUCAAUUCAAAUACCAGGGCCGAAAGCAGAAUCGAAUCAUUCCAAGUGGCUCGUCAGAUGCGUCGAAGUCUAUGACGCUCCCACUCAGGACGCAGGCACCGAACUUCAAGGGAGCGGAAGGGAGCGGUUUCUAUCGCGCUCUCCUCGAGGCCAACAUGGCAACGGAGGUCGGCUUGAUAACGCUCGACGUUCUCGGGCUGUAUUGCAGCAACUGCAAAUCUUCUUUACUCUGCAACGAGGGCGACAACCCCCUCAUGAGAAUGAUAUUCGACAUUUAUGUCAGUUUCCUGCGGGUGGGACAAUCGGAAAUUCUGCUCAAACACGUUUUUGCCGCCCUUCGAGGCUUCGUCAACAAGUUCCCGCAGGUGUUGUUCGCGGGUAACGCGAUCCUGUGCGGGAAAUUGUGCUUCGAAUUGCUGAGAUGUUGCAAUUCCAAACUGUCCUCGGUCCGCAUGGAAGCGUGUGCUCUGCUCUAUCUCUUGAUGCGAUCCAACUUCGAGUACACGUCCCGUAGAGCUUUCACGAGGGUUCAUCUUCAAUUGAUAGUGUCGGUAUCCCGACUACUGGGCGACAUCACCAACUUGAACUCGGCCCGUUUCCAAGAUUCCUUAUCGAUCAUCAACAAUUAUGCUGCGGCAGAUAAGGCAAUACACUCGAUUUUCCCAAAUCAAGUGAAGGAUCUGACCAAAAAGGUUCGAACGGUUCUCAUGGCCACCACAGCCAUGAAAGAAAACGAGAAGGACCCCGAGAUGCUAUUGGACCUCCAACUGCGUCUGGCCAACAGCUAUAGCGCCACGCCAGCUCUGAGAAGGACCUGGCUUGAAGCUAUGGCCGGCCAACACGAGCGCAACGGCAACCUCACCGAGUCCGCCUAUUGUUACCUCCACAUGGCAGCCCUGGAGGCAGAAUUCCUGCGUCAUCAGGGAAUCUUCCCGCAGGGCUGCAAGGCUUUCGAGGCAAUCUCACCGAACGUUGUUCGUGACGAAAGCAAUUUGAAGGAGGAUACCGGGACUCACGACUUCCCAUACACCGAGGAGUCUCUCAUUGAACAGCUAGAGAAAUGCGCCACUUUGCUAGACUUAGCGGAGAGAUAUGAGCUGAUGUCGAAAGUGUACAUGCUGUGCAUACCGUUCUACGAACGCAAGAAAAACUACGAAUCCUUAGCAAAGUGCUAUCAAGUUCUACACAAUUCGUGCCGUAACAUCAUCGAAGUGGAAGGCUCAGGAAGACGUCUGCUUGGAACAUAUUACCGAGUCAUGUUCUUCGGCGAAAGCUAUUUCGGAGACGAGCAUCAGAAGGAGUAUGUGUACAAAGAGCCCAAAGUCACUUCUCUGCCUGAAAUCUCCGAGCGCCUCAGACAUCUCUAUGUCGACAAAUUUGGCUCGUCCGACCUCGUCAAGAUGAUAAUGGAUUCUAGCCAGGUGAAGGUAAGCGAGCUAGACCCCGCGUGUGCCUACAUUCAAGUCACGCACGUUGUCCCGUACUUCGAGGACAAGAAGAUAUCCGAAUUCGAGCGACACAACAACGUCAAUUUGUUCAUGUUCGAAACCCCAUUCACCUUAUCCGGCGGGAAACCGAGAGGUGAACUCCAUGAGCAGUGCAAACGAAGAACCAUUCUCAAAACGGAAUACUGUUUCCCGUAUGUCAAAAAACGGAUCAACGUUCGUGAGCGUAGAUCCUUCGACUUGAGUCCGAUUCAAGUCGCGAUAGACGAGAUGGAAACAAGAAUCAUCGAGCUCAAUCAGGUCAUCUCGAAGAAACCCACGGACGUAAAGAAGCUGCAACUCAAACUUCAAGGCAGCAUCAGCGUGCAAGUCAACGCCGGGCCAUUAGCAUACGCGAAAGCGUUCCUCACGCCCUCGGCAUCGGUCAACUAUCCAUCGGUUGAGGUCGAACUGCUGCGGGAGAGCUACGAGCGCUUCUUGGCCUCGUGUCAGAGUGCACUCGACCUCAACGGGAGGGCGAUCGCCCCGAAUCAGAUGGAGUACCAGCAGCAACUGAAGAAGAAUUACGCUGAUGUUGCCAGACAGCUCGUUGAAAUUCAAAGUGACAAGGUCGGUCCCUCCAUGAUCCCCACAACGGACUGCGAGACCUCAUCUAACGGAUCGUCAUCUUCGACCAAGCGACUCUCUUCCGAAGUCAUCCAUUUCAUGAGCGGCACCCCUGGUUCUAGUACCGCGUGAAUGGAACACAGAGACCCGAACGUCGAUGUCUACAGCUCAUGCUCUGAUCUGGAUGUCAGAACAUUGGGCUGAAUGACUCAGCAAGCUUUGUAGUCAAACGGUUCUCUGCCUUAGAGGUGGGAGAGACAGAGACAAGGAACGAAUGAGAUUUGUAAAAACUUUGGAGACCGAUAUAAUCAGACCGUGCUUUUGUACUUUUGUACUCGUCGAUCUGUUUCGCUCCUACGUGGAACGGUCGACGACCAAGUAAUAGUAUUUAGUGAUCGAUACUUGUAAUUGCUUGUAGUUUCGAUGAAGACGUUUUUCCGAGAACAUUGAAAGAUA